Messenger RNA from Lodderomyces beijingensis, 438 nucleotides. The record is from the annotation of a GenBank genome assembly. Lineage: Eukaryota; Fungi; Ascomycota; Pichiomycetes; Serinales; Debaryomycetaceae.
AUGGCACUAUGUCAGAUAUGCCGAGUCGAGACGAGUAAAUACACAUGCCCCAAAUGCAAGAUUCCCUACUGCUCACUCAAGUGCUACAAGUCCACGCAGCACCAGCACCAUGAACAAAGUGUCGACGUCGAGCCAUCGCUGCCGGCUACAGACAUCGCCUCGACAACCACCAACGGAAGCAAAUUCGACCUGCUUUUGAAUAACGAAAAGAUCCAGUACUUGCUCAAACAGCCAGCGUUGCAGUUCCACCUCCUCUCGCUAAUCACGAUCCUCCAAGAUGGCUUCAUCCGCAACCUCAACCAUGAGCAGAAACUCGAGGUGAUGAAUCUCAAGCUCACUGAUCUACGAGCUGGUGGGAUCGAGGAGAAUGAAUUGGUGGAUGAGUUUGUCCAUCUCGUGCUCCAACUCACCGAGGAGCAGAAUGAACACCAAAGCUGA